UGUUGGACAGCUCGCGGGGCUGUUGGCACUGGCAGCGCCGGCCGGGGAUGGCGCGCGGGCGCCGGCGGGGGUGCCAGAGUAUACACCCUUUUGGUUUUGUGCUGUGCCUGCUGAUUUUUUUUGCUUUUGGAAAGUGGUGCUGGGCUGGCUUAGAGGUGGUUGGCUGUUGCAGGACCCCAAGUCUUAAGAAUAUAAAUGGAUUCCAUUUCCUCAACAAGUAGCAGAGAGCUGACUGUGCAGAGCACGUCCACAGUUGGUGCUCUAGCAUCGACAGAGAGAGCAGUGCACUGUGCAACUCGCCACGUUCUGCAGCUAGGGGUGGGAAGACAGAACGGGUUGCAGUGCAUCAUGGUAAGGGCUCAACGUCUCAUGAUGCAUUUUUCCAUUCCAUUGUUCCAUGGGCUUCCGAGUGCAUUUUGUGGCAUUUUUCAACGGUCUCUGUUUACUGUGCACCUGCCAUCUCUGUCUGAAAGGAUGGAUCCUGCAUUGUUCUCUGCUGUCACUGUUAUGAACACAUUAUGGCUGGUCAUGCAGUAUAUCAUGAACACCCAAUCUGAACACAAAUGAGAGGUGCCUAACCUGUUAUGAGCCAUGGAAAGAAACACCACCAGAUUACUUUUGGCAUUCACGGAGCAGUUGGAUGUGGAGGACUGCCACUUCUAGGUUCGGGAAACAAGCACUGAGUGGUAGGAUUGCAUGCAGUGGCUGCAGAAUUUCAGAUAUGAAAGCCACCUUCGUGGAAUUGUGUGCAGAGCUCACCUCAACACUGCAGCUCAAGGACACCAAAAUGAGAGCUGCCCUCUCAGUGGAGAAGCUUGUGGCAAUCACUGUGUGUAAGCUGGCUACUCCAGACUGCUACUAGUCGGUUGCAAAUCAGUUUGGAGUAUGGAGAUCCAUCACUGGGGCUGCGUUAAUGCAAGCGUGGAGGACCAUUAAUCACAUACUACUAUGAAGGACUGUGACUCUUGGUAAUGUGCAUGAAAUGGUGGAUGGCUUUGCAGCAAUGGGAAUCCCUAACUGCAGCAAGGCGAUAGAUGGCAUUCAUAUCCUAAUUUUGGCCUUGGACCAUCUUGUGACAGAGUAAAUCAAUAGAAAGGGGUACUUCUCUAUGGUAUUGCAGGCACUUUGUGGCUUUCCGUGGCUGUUUCACUAUCAACACGGGGUGGUCCAGGAAGGUACAUGACGCAUGCAUCUUCAGAAACUCUGGAUUUUACAGAAAGCUGCAAGCAGGGAUUUUCUUUCCAGACCAGAAGAUUCAAAAUGAGGAUGUUGAAAUGACCGUAGUGAUCCCGGGAGACGCAGUGUACCCUUUACUUCCGUGGCUCAUGAAGCCUUAUGUGGGAAACCUGGACAGCAGCAAGAAGCACUUCAACAUUAAUCUGAGCAGAGGUACCAGAAGAUACUUCCGUGAUGAUAGACCCACAAGAGUGAAAAUUAUGAAUGAAAUGCAUUCACAUUCCCCUCCUGACCCUGAUCUCUAAUAGACUUCCUGUAGCCCUUGGAAGAGAGGGUCAGGAGAAAGGAGUUGAAGGUCACCAUGAAGCUAAAGCAGCGAGUGGUGCUGCUGGCCAUCCUCUUUGUCAUCUUCAUUUUCAUGAAAGUUUUCCUCAUUGACAACUUGGACACUUCAGCUGCCAACCGGGAGGACCAGCGGGCCUUUCACCGCAUGAUGGCAAGCUUGCGUGUGGAGCUAGACCCCCGACUUGAUCAUACGCUGCAGUCCCCCUGGGAGAUUGCCGCCCAGUGGGUGGUACCACGGGAAGUGUAUCCCGAGGAGACGCCGGAGCUAGGGGCUGUUAUGCAUGCCAUGGCUACCAAGAAAAUUAUAAAAGCUGAUGUGGGCUACAAAGGGACCCAGCUGAAAGCUUUGCUGAUACUUGAAGGGGGACAGAAAGUGGUCUUCAAACCUAAGAGAUAUGCCAGAGACUAUGUAGUAGAAGGAGAGCCAUAUGCUGGAUAUGACAGACACAAUGCUGAGGUGACAGCCUUUCACUUGGACAGAAUUCUGGGUUUCCGGCGAGCUCCACUGGUUAUUGGCAGAUUUGUGAAUCUGCGUACAGAGAUCAAACCCGUUGCAACAGAGCAGCUGCUGAGUACCUUCCUGAUGCUGGGGAAUAGUACCUGUUUCUAUGGGAAGUGCUACUAUUGUCGAGAAACAGAACCAGCUUGUGCUGAUGGAGAUAUCAUGGAGGGGUCAGUCACGCUAUGGCUCCCGGAUGUCUGGCCUCUUCAGAAGCACCGGCAUCCUUGGGGAAGGACUUACCGUGAAGGCAAAUUGGCCAGGUGGGAGUAUGACGAGAGCUACUGUGAUGCAGUGAAGAAGACCUCACCUUAUGACUCAGGCCCCCGCCUCCUUGAUAUCAUUGACACCGCCAUCUUUGAUUAUUUGAUUGGGAAUGCUGACCGACAUCAUUAUGAAAGCUUCCAGGAUGAUGAAGGAGCCAGUAUGCUCAUCCUCCUGGACAAUGCCAAAAGUUUUGGAAACCCCUCCCUGGAUGAAAGAAGCAUCCUAGCUCCUCUUUAUCAGUGCUGCAUCAUCCGGGUUUCCACCUGGAACAGACUGAACUACCUGAAGAAUGGAGUGCUGAAGUCUGCCUUAAAGACUGCCAUGUCUCAUGACCCCAUCUCACCAGUGCUCUCCGACCCUCACUUGGAUGCCAUGGACCAGCGGCUCCUGAGCAUCCUGGCUACAGUGAAACAGUGCACAGACCAGUUUGGUCCAGACAUUGUGCUGGUGGAAGACAGGAUGACACUCUCCCAUUUGUAACUUUCAUGGAAAACAGAUGAAACUCCUUUUUUAAAAAAAACAAAUGAUAGAAAAACAGCACAAUCGGUUCUGAAUGGCCAUGCCCAGGAUGGACUGGAAAUGAAUGGAAAAGCUUCUGAGCCAGGGAGAAAAGUGGUGGUGGUCUUUAUCUUUGGCUGAUAGCAGCUAGAGAAGGUGGAGAGUUUGGGAGCUCUUGGACAGCCCUGUAGCCACAGAGGCAGCUUCGCCGUCGUGGUGUGUCCAUUGUUGGCAGUGGACAUUGCACUGGGAAAACAACUGCUGGUGUUAAUGGAAGAAAGAGUGGAAUUCAAACAGUAAUACGUGGGCUGGUUCUAGAGGGGACAGUGGAGAUGGAAUAUUACAGUCCUCUCCCCAUUCUCUUUCCACAGCCACCCACUCUUAAUAUGCUCUUAUGAGGUUUUAGUCCAGUUCAGGGUUGUAUAUAAUCAGCUGUGAGCUGGUUAGGCAUUUCACUGCCUCUUUAAAAAAAAAAAAAAAAGAAAGAAAAAAGAGGAAGUGGUAAAUAAAAUAAUUAUUAGUGCCCCUUAGUGCUGCCUACUGGCAUAGAAAGGUCUUGCGAACACCAAUGGGGUGGGAGAUGGUGUGUCUGCUGCUCAGCUGUCUUCUCGUUAAUAAGCUGCUGGGAAGAGGGAUCUGCUUCAUAUGUGAUGAUGCUUCAAUGUUAGCACUGAAGUGCUAGUGAAAAUUCAUCCAUGCAAUUGGAAGGUGAGGAGAUGGCAAGCUUUUUUUACAGCACUAAGAUUCAUCCAAUGGCUGAGGAUUAAUAUCUGUUCCCCAAGAAAUUACUACAUGGACCAGCACUACUUUCUGUACAUAGGGAAUAUAGCAGAGCAGAUAUCCCCAUGAUUCUAUGUCCAUAUUAACCAAAUUAUCUUUGUGUUAUAGCUGAGAAGCAGGAUGAAAUCUGUUCUCAGAGCAGAUUCCGCUUAGCCAGAUCAUUCUUCUUACCCUAGGCCCUAUAAUGGGGUGAGCAGAGUAUGUAAUACAAACUAGGAACAGGCUUCUUGUUGAACUAAACAGAUAGCCAAUACUGUGAACAAAGAGCCUGAGGAUUUCAGAAAGUAUUGGCUGCUGUGCCUAUGGUGUCGAAGGGCUUACUCCUCACCACUCCCAAUGGCAAUCACAGUUCUCAGUGCUGUUGGUUUUGUAAAAGACCAGACAUUGACUUUCGUGGCAGAGCUAAACUGAGCAACUUCAGUUGGCCUCCUUCCUUUUCCCAGCUGCUCAUCUAUAAUUCAUGCUGUGAUAUACUGAUUCUCUGGUGGUUGUCUUGGAAUUCUACCUUGUGUUUGUUUGCAGGGCAUUUUUUGUAUGGCAAACUUGAUGCUCAUGAAAAAUACAUGCUGUCUAUAGGAGGGUAUGAUGGAGGAGUUCUGUGUACAUGUUCCUGUGCAUUUGUCAAUGCACCUCAAUUUUGAUUUGUAGCUGUCCUCUUCUGUUGGUCCUGUGUCAUCCUCUAGCAGAGAUUUCAAACUGUUAUAGGCUAGCUUGAGGCCACAAAAAUCAUCCUUUAUGAUAAAUUGAUUAUUUAAAUCCAUGGCUCCAGAAGCAAAAGAGGAUUUUUUUCAGUACACUCCCACAUCUACUGGCCUUGCAUCACUUUGAUGUGUGUAGCUUAUAUAGUACAGAAAAGGAUCAAUAAUCUUACUUAAGCUUCGUCCUAGAAAUAGCAGGGUUGGGGGGAUGUUUUUGUAUGCACUACUUUAGAUGAUACAAGACAAAGUGCAGCAAGUUGAUCUCCAUUUCUAUACUUUCCCUGGCCUCCUGCGAUUUCUUUCUUUAAAUCUGUUCUAAUUGCCAAUUUAAGAAUCUCUUUGGCUCUGCCAUAGUGUGGCUGGCAGUUGGAGAUUGUCCUUUCUGUUGCAGGUGUUUAUCUUCAUGAAAUUCAACAAGGUAGAAUAGAAAUAAAAAGUAACUUCAAUGUUCUAGCUGAUGCACCUGCUGCCAUAGCCAGUCUAGCAGGUAUAAGUGGAAGAGAUUACAUUGAAAAUGCAAAAAGACCAGUACUUGUGGCACCUUAGAGGCUAACACAUUUAUUUGAGCAUAAGCUUUCGUGGGCUACAGAAAUUGGUUUUAUUCAAGGUUAGGGUGUUUACACAACCUGUCCCAAGGAACUGGAGAUGCUGUUGUUAAUAGGCUAAUACCUGAUGAUACUUAUCUCCUCAGGGGACCUGGGCUCACAUCAUGAUUAGAGCAUAAGUGAAAGUCUGGUCUUGUUCUAGUUCCCCUCUGGGCAUCAUCCAUGUGUCAAACCAGCUACACAUGUAGCCUUAGGACUGGAAUAGUAGUGGGUGCUACAGGAAAGGACUGAAGUGCAUUGACAGCUGAGAGAGAAUUUUGUAUAAUACUUAUUGGCAGUAUACCUGACUUUAAACUAGUGCCUAUCAUUUCAGUUUCAUGAGCACAGAAUUCGUUCUUCAAAGGCAAAUUUCAUUUGGUCAGUGAGUUCUUUCCUACUAUGUGUGAAUUGUUCCUCCUGGCUUCCAUCAGAGCAGAACUGCUUCAGCAUGAACGAGCUUAUUGUGAGUGUGUGUGGGGAGUGUUGGCUCUUUUCUCCAUCUUUGAGAGCCCUCUUCUGCCACCCUCACUGAUCCCAGAUAGUGCCUUAUUCUGUGAAUAGUCUUACUGAUUUCAGUAGGGCUACUUAUGGAGUAAGGUGGUACAACUCUACCCCGAUACAAUGCCAUCCUUGGGAGCCAAAAAAUCUACCACGUUAUAGGUGAAACUGUGUUAUAUUGAACUUGCUUUGAUCUGCCAGAGCGUGCAGCCCGGCCCCUCCAGAGCCGCUGCUUUACUGCGUUAUAUCCGAAUUUGUGUUAUAUCGGUCACGAGGUGUACUUGGAAUGAGUGAGGGUAACGGAAUUAAGCUUUGGUGUGCAUUGGCAUUAAAUAUUUACUGUGAAACUGAAGAUAACUUAUUCAAGGAGAGAAGAAUAAUGAAUGGUGUGGCUUGCAUGAUCUCACAAAUCUGUUAUUCCCAUCUGUUUUGAAGCAUAAGCCAUGACGUUUCAUGGUGCGGGAAGAAUCAAAUAUAUUGGGUGGGAUUGGGAAUUUAAUUAACAGUUGCUCAUUUGCAUUUGGUGAUGGGUUUUUGUUUAAAACUACGAUCUUGCCACAAAAUGAAAUUAGUGUAAAGAGCUUUCAGUUUGCUUUCCCUCUGGCUUCCAGAGUGAAAAGUGAGUUGCAGUGAGUUGAGAUUUACUAGCCUGCUUUCCUGCACUGUGACUGUCAGAGAAUUAAAGCACUGCAUCUUGGUUAACAAUAAAUGGAAAAGGGGUGAAUAGGCAACUUUGGAGAAGGGUGGAAGCAGGAAAUAAAGGGAUGUUAUAAUAUGUUACCUGUGAAGGUCACUGGAAGAGCCUGCUCAGGGCUGGAUAUGAAGCUAACAGAGAGAAACACUGUGUCCUUUCUUACCUAAAGCUAGGCUACCCCAAAGUAGAAAUAAAAAUGGCAUUCCUAUGCCAGUGGGGUCUGUCUUAUACCUUAAAAAAUGGGCAUCCCUCAUUUGUAAGAGAUGCUAGGCUUUGUCAUUGAAAUUUUCAUGAUGCCCUCUUAUUCCAGUUGUCACAGUCUACAGAUGCACAUGCGGUACAUGAUUGGCCUCAGGUGUUCUGGGGGUAUUUAAAGUCAGGGUGCAGAAAUCAAGAACUAAUCAAGUUGAGCUUUAUUAGCCUACUUUUAUUUAUCUCCUGCCUGAGUCGGCAAACAAGGUGGAGGAAACACUCUAAUUUGCUCUUCUGUCAGCAUGUAAUGAACUGGAGUGUGUCUUGCCAAACAAACUUCAAUUAAAAAAUAAUGUAUUAAGAUGGUAACUUAUUUGUUGUGGCAGCUGGAGCUGGAACAAAAACACCUGCCUUGUAGCUGCCAGAGGAUUGCCCCGGGGAGCAGCUGCACAAAUGAAGGUUGUUAGUAAGAAGAGAAAACAAAUGCAAUCCUGACUUUCUAUUUGUGUUCCCCAGGGUCAGACUCUGCAUAAAGAAACUCUGUGAAUAAAAAUUUUAAUAAAACAUUGAUGGAUUGUUUAA
This is a messenger RNA of Gopherus flavomarginatus (Mexican gopher tortoise), 6813 nucleotides long. It is a transcript of the gene FAM20B, whose product is annotated as FAM20B glycosaminoglycan xylosylkinase. Gene Ontology annotation, molecular function: phosphotransferase activity, alcohol group as acceptor. The coding region runs from base 1538 to 2767 and encodes 409 amino acids. Gene Ontology annotation, cellular component: Golgi apparatus. The transcript has 10 exons. The record is from RefSeq and is a predicted model, not a curated record. NCBI's taxonomy places the organism in Eukaryota, Metazoa, Chordata, Testudines, Testudinidae. Gene Ontology annotation, biological process: protein phosphorylation.